Molecule: messenger RNA, 1074 nt
Organism: Aspergillus pseudoviridinutans
Lineage: Eukaryota; Fungi; Ascomycota; Eurotiomycetes; Eurotiales; Aspergillaceae
Exons: 4
Coding region: 1-1074 (357 amino acids)
Molecular function (GO): methyltransferase activity
Source: RefSeq, a predicted model, not a curated record
AUGCGAAGACGCGCUGACACUUCCAUAACAAGGAGCUCUGAUUCAGAGACGGAGGAAUUGGACGAAGUAUACCUCCACACCGUAACGAUCCAUGGACGAGAAUUCCACAAGUUCUCCAUCGACAACCAGAUAGCGUUUGAGCCUGUUGACGAUGAAGAAGCAGAACGUCUCGACCUUCAGCAUCGAGUGUUUUCUAAGGUCUUCGACGGCCGACUGAUUUUUCCACCGAUCCCUCGACUUCGCAGAGUACUCGACUGUGGUUAUGGCGCUGGAUCUUGGGCAGUCGAUAUGGCUACCCAAUAUCCAGAUUGCAGGGUAAUUGGUCUUGACAUAUCUCCGCACAAGAAUCCGGAUGACGUGCCCGAGAAUCUAUGGUUACAGGUGGGCAGAGACUUCCAACGAUCCAGAGAUGGACGCAUAGCUGCAGGACUUAGGCUGGACAGGGCUCCUGAAAGCGUCAGGCUGACAUCUCAUCACCAGGUCGACGACCUCAAUCGCCGAUUCACCUUUCCCUCCAAUCAUUUCGACCUUGUUCAUUCAAGGCUUCUUGCAACUGGCAUCAACAGAGCCAGAUGGCCGUCCUACCUCGCAGACAUCAAAAGAGUCUUGAAGCCAGGCGGAUGGGUACAAUUGACCGAAAUAUACUUCAACGUCCAAUCGGACAACGGCUCGAUUACCGAGGAACAUGCUCUGAGACGAUGGAGCACAGAGUUCCUGAGGUCAUACGAAGGAACAAAGGAUGUGCGUGUAGGAACACGGUUGAACAAUCUUCUUCGGGACAGAGGUUUCAAAGAGAUUGACGCGAGAAUGAUUCCUCUUCCUCUUUCGGCGUGGUCCAUUGGUGAGUCCUCACUUCCCGUUUCGUUUGCGGGUUGCUCAACCAGUGUGCUAGACCGUAAAAUGCAAGAAAUUGGCAUGCUUAACCGAGAGAACGUCAAUAGCCUGCUUCCAUCAUUGGCACUGUACCCAUUGACUCAAAUUUCCGGCAUGCCUCAGCAAGAUUUCCAGGAACUCAUUACUCAAGCACGAGAAGAAGCGGAAACGGCGAGCCUGAAGGCGUACUUUCCCUUGUAA